Chelonia mydas (Green sea turtle) is the source of this 2826-nucleotide messenger RNA. RefSeq names its product zinc finger E-box-binding homeobox 1. Bases 397 to 2067 code for a protein of 556 amino acids. Lineage: Eukaryota; Metazoa; Chordata; Testudines; Cheloniidae. Gene Ontology annotation, molecular function: DNA-binding transcription factor activity, RNA polymerase II-specific; RNA polymerase II cis-regulatory region sequence-specific DNA binding. Gene Ontology annotation, biological process: regulation of transcription by RNA polymerase II; anatomical structure development. The record is from RefSeq and is a predicted model, not a curated record. The transcript is spliced from 7 exons.
UGGCGGCGAGGGGGCAUGUGCCCAAGGUGCUAACCCCGUCCCCGGCUGUCUCCCCGCCCCGCGCUCCUGGCACCCUGGUGGAGAUGGCGUCACGGCUGCAGCGAGGGGCUGCCAGCUCCCUGCCCCCGCCUUGAUGGGCCCCGGGGAGUUUCCAGGCCUCGUUCCGCCCUCCUUGUCCCCAAGGGCCCCGCAAGGGCCCGGCUCCUCCGGCCGCCCGCGGAUCUCGCUUGCGGAGGGUCUGACUCAGAACAGAACAGGCCAUGCCAGCCCUUGCCCCUGCCCAGGGAGACUUGGGCAGCAGGCCCUGCCCCCCCCCCCACACUCCCGGCCACCAGGGCGAGCGGCCCCGCGCCCCGGAGACCCUACAAUAACAAACCAGGGCGAGCAUCUGAUGGGAUGCGGGGGAUCCGCCUCCAGCCUCCUCCAGAGCUGGCUUUCAAGGGGGACGGGGACCCACAGGAGACUGAGCUGAGCCAGGGCCCCAGCCCCACGGCCGCCCUCCUGCCGGCGCCCGGAGACCAAGGUGGGGCUGCGGCCGAAAUGCAGCAGAGACGCAGCCACCCGGACCCCAACCACGGUCAGACUCCGGAGCCCCCCGGAGCGCCGGCGCCGUGGCCGGGUGCCCCGUCCUGCGAGUGCGGAUCUCGCGCCUUCGUCUGCCUGAGCCCACGCGCCCGGCUCCAGCCCCAAGGGGCCCUGGGCAGCCCGGCCCAGCUCAGCCGGCCCCCAGCGCCCCCCACCCCCAGCCAGGCGGAGACACGUCGGUUCGGGUGCCUGGCUUGCGGGAAGGGCUUCAAAUACAAACACCACCUGAAGGAGCAUGAGCGCAUCCACAGCGGCGAGAAGCCCUACGAAUGUGCCACCUGCCAGAAGCGCUUCUCCCAUUCGGGCUCCUACAGCUCGCACCUCAGCGCCCGCCGCUGCCUGCUGCCCGCCCCCGACUCCCCGGCCCCAUGGGAGAGCCGCCCAUGUGCUGCCAGGCCCCGGGGGGGCCACGCUGGGGGCUGUGGGGCCUACGGCCCGGACCUCAGCUCCCUGCACGGCCCCGGCCCGGCCCGGCCCCUUCCGGGCCCCCCUGACCCGGGAAUGGAGGGACCCAGGGACACCAAUGUGCCAGGGCCUGGCCCUGACCGGGCUCCCCCCGAGACCCCCACCAUGGAGCAGCCCUUGGACCUGUCGCUUCCCAAGCCAGGCAAGGAGCCCAAGCCCAGCCCGGUGCCCUCGGAGGAGCCCCCGACCCGGCGGCCCUAUGAGCCCCUCUACAUGCCCACCUCCCUCUUCCCAGCCUUCCUGCCCAGCACCCUCAGCCAUCUCCUCCCGCACGGGGCCCCUCGGCUGCACGGGAACCCGGAGCUGCCGGCCCCCCAGUUCCUGCCUUUUCUGCUCUACCCGUAUGGGGCGGAGGCGGGGCCAGCACUGGCCACGGGCCACUGGGAGCAACACGGGCCUCUGGGAGCCGGCGGGGCUGGGUGGCGCCCCCUGCAGGCGGGCGGGGAGCCGGGGGGCAGCCGGAGGCGGCUGCGGAGGACCCCCGAAGGGCUGUAUCUGUGCGAGCUCUGCCCCAAAACCUUCCGGAAGAGCAGCUCCCUCCUGCGGCACCAGUACGAGCACACGGGGAGGCGCCCGCACCGCUGCCCGCUCUGCCCCAAGGCCUUCAAGCACAAGCACCACCUGGGGGAACACGCCCGGCUGCACUCCGGGGAGCGCCCCUUCCAGUGCGCCCGCUGCGCCCGCCGCUUCUCCCACUCCGGCUCCUACUCGCAGCACCUCAACCACCGGCAGGGCUGCUGCCGGGCCUGGGGCGCCCCCAGCCCCCGCGGGGAGACCCCCGGCCCCGCCCCCCGCCAGGAGACCCCCGCCCCCCGCGGGGAGACCCCCGUGCCCAGCCACGCCCCCCAGGGGGAGACCCCCGGCCCCGCCCCCUGUGGGCAGACCCCCGGCCCCGCCCCCCGCGGGGAGACCCCCGUGCCCAGCCACGCCCCCGAGGGGGAGACCCCCGCCCCACACGGGAAGAUCCUGGUCCCCGCCCCCCAAGGGGGAGACCCCAAGCCCCUGUCGCCAGGGUGACACCCUCCCCUCCCCCCACAGGAAGACCCCAGCCCUCGCCCCCCACCGGGAGACCCUCACCCCUACCCCCUGUCACCAGGGCAACACCCCGGCCCCCAUCCCCCACAGCAGACCCCUGGUACUGCCCACGGUCUCCAGGGCGACACCCCGGCCACCAGCGGGCGACCCUCACCCCCACCCCUGUCCCCUGCAGGGAGACCCUGCCCCCCCACCCCUGCCCACUGCGGGCACCAGAACCUCAGGGAGACCCCAACCCCCACUGGCCCCAGGACUCGGCCCCGGGGAAAUGCUGCUCCCCACCCCCUGCGACUCCCCCGUGCGUCUGGAGGGGGGUCGGGCCACGGGCCAGGGCUCAGGGCCCCAUCAGCGCCAGGUGCCCUCAGGCCCGGCCCCCCAGCACCGGGCUGGGCAGCUGGCAGGCACGUCCUGGGGCUAGUUGCAGCUCCCUGCCCCUCUGGGCGGGCACCACGGGCACCCUGCCCCAGAGCCCGACGUUGAUGCUGCUCAGCAGAGCCUGAGUGGCAAAGCUUUCCUGCCCUCCCGGUGCCAUCGCAUCCAGGCACCCGUGCCAGUCCUGCCGCCCCCCACCCCACCCCACCCCCGCCCUGUUCCCGGGGCACCCAGGGAGUUUCGCUCUGCGGCCCACGAAGGAGCCCACCAGGAUGUGUGUGUGUGUGCGUGGGGGGCGGUCGGGGGGGUUGUUCUGAUUGUAAACUGGUGAGAGAAAUCAAUAAAUAAAUAACCACCCCCCCUCGGCAU